GCUGGCUGGCUGGUAGGUAAAUCAGUGCUCAGAGCUGCCUCCGCCUCCUGACUGGAGAGCAACUACCCCGGGCGGAGCCACAGUCCUAGAGGCUGAGCGCAGUCGGAGCUGUCCCAUUUACCCGACCCGACGCCGGCGAGAUGUGGCUUCCGCUGGUGCUGUUCCUGACCGUGCUGCUGCUGGCCGUCGUCUGCAAAGUUUACUUGGGACUGUUCUCUGGCAAAUCCCCAAAUCCUUUCUCUGAAGAUGUCAAACGGCCACCAGCGCCCCUGGUAACUGACAAGGAGGCCAGGAAGAAGGUUCUCAAACAAGCUUUUUCAGCCAGCCGAGUGCCGGAGAAGCUGGAUGUGGUGGUAAUUGGCAGUGGCUUUGGGGGUCUGGCUGCAGCUGCAAUUCUAGCUAAAGCUGGCAAGCGAGUCCUGGUGCUGGAGCAACAUACCAAGGCAGGGGGUGCCUGUCAUACCUUUGGAGAGAAUGGCCUUGAAUUUGACACAGGAAUCCAUUACAUUGGGCGUAUGGAGGAGGGCAGCAUUGGCCGUUUUAUCUUGGACCAGAUCACUGAAGGGCAGCUGGACUGGGUUCCCAUGUCUUCUCCUUUUGACAUCAUGGUACUGGAAGGGCCUAAUGGCCGAAAGGAGUACCCCAUGUACAGUGGAGAGAAAGCCUACAUUCAGGGCCUCAAAGAGAAGUUUCCACAGGAGGAAGCUAUCAUUGACAAGUAUAUAAAGCUGGUUAAGGUGGUAUCCAAUGGAGUCGUUCAUGCCAUCCUGUUGAAGUUCCUCCCAUUGCCCGUGAUUCAGCUCCUCGACAGGUGCGGGCUGCUGACUCGUUUCUCUCCAUUCCUUCAUGCAUCCACCCAGAGCCUGGCUGAGGUCCUGCAGCAGCUGGGGGCCUCCUCUGAGCUCCAGGCAGUGCUCAGCUACAUCUUCCCCACUUACGGUGUCACCCCCCGUCACAGUGCCUUUUCCAUGCACGCUCUGCUGGUUAACCACUACCUGAAAGGAGCCUUUUAUCCCCGAGGGGGUUCCAGUGAAAUUGCCUUCCAUACCAUCCCUGUGAUUCAGCGGGCUGGGGGCGCUGUCCUUACAAGGGCCACUGUGCAAAGUGUGUUGCUGGACUCAGCUGGGAAAGCCUGUGGUGUCAGUGUGAAGAAGGGGCAUGAGCUGGUGAACAUCUAUUGCCCCGUCGUGGUCUCCAACGCAGGGCUGUUCAACACCUAUGAGCACCUACUGCCGGGGAAUGCCCGCUGUCUGCCAGGUGUGAAGCAGCAGCUGGGGAUGGUUCGGCCUGGCUUAGGCAUGAUGUCUGUUUUCAUCUGCCUGCGAGGCACCAAGGAGGACCUGCAUCUGCCGUCCACCAACUACUAUGUUUACCAUGACACGGACAUGGACCAGGCGAUGGAGCGCUACGUCUCCAUGCCCAGGGAAAAGGCUGCGGAACACAUCCCUCUUAUGUUCAUCGCUUUCCCAUCAGCCAAGGAUCCGACCUGGGAGGACCGAUUCCCAGGCCGGUCCAGCAUGAUCAUGCUCAUACCCAGCGCCUACGAGUGGUUUGAGGAGUGGCAGGCGGAGCUGAAGGGAAAGCGGGGCAGUGACUAUGAGACCUUCAAAAACUCCUUUGUGGAAGCCUCUAUGUCAGUGGUCAUGAAACUGUUCCCACAGCUGGAGGGGAAGGUGGAGAGUGUGACUGCAGGAUCCCCACUCACCAACCAGUUCUAUCUGGCUGCUCCCCGAGGUGCCUGCUACGGGGCUGACCACGACCUGGGCCGCCUGCACCCCCGUGUGAUGGCCUCCUUGAGGGCCCAGAGCCCCAUCCCCAACCUCUACCUGACAGGCCAGGAUAUCUUCACCUGUGGGCUGGUCGGGGCCCUGCAAGGUGCCCUGCUGUGCAGCAGUGCCAUCCUGAAGCGGAACUUGUACUCAGACCUUAAGGAUCUUGGCUCUAGGAUCCAGGCACAGAAGAAGAAGAAUUAGUUCCAUCAGGGAGGAGUCAGAGGAAUCUGCCCAAUGGCUGGGGCAUCUCCCUUGACUUACCCAUAAUGUCUUUCUGCAUUAGUUCCUUGCACAUAUAAGGCACUCUAAUUUGGUUCUGAUUCCUGAAGAGAGGCCUAGUUUAAAUCACAAUUCCGAAUCUGGGGCAAUGGAAUCAUUGCUUCCAGCUGGGGCAGGUGAGAUCAUUAUGCCUUUUAUAACAUCCUGUCCCUACUAAUAAGAUACUGACUUGGGCCGGGC
This is a messenger RNA of Macaca mulatta (Rhesus monkey), 2231 nucleotides long. RefSeq names its product retinol saturase (gene RETSAT). Lineage: Eukaryota; Metazoa; Chordata; Mammalia; Primates; Cercopithecidae. Gene Ontology annotation, molecular function: all-trans-retinol 13,14-reductase activity. The record is from RefSeq and is marked provisional. Gene Ontology annotation, biological process: retinol metabolic process. Gene Ontology annotation, cellular component: endoplasmic reticulum membrane.